AUGCUCCCCGCGCAUGUGGAGUCGAAGCUGCUGCGCGCGCAUCUGGAGUCGAAGCUGCUGCCGUCGCUCACUUCGUCGGACGAGCGCAUCUUCGAGCAGGCGACGGGCACGCCGCUGGCUGCGCUGCUCGAGGAGGUGCGCCAGCUGCCGGCAAAGAGCCUCGAGGCGCUGAUCUUCGACACGGGCAAGGCGCUCACGAAGCACCCGCUCAACCGGCGCGGGCUCGCCGUCUUCCGCUCGCUGCUCGCGCGCCGCCACGUCGACCGCGUGCGCCGAGAGCGGUGGGGCGCACACGCGCUGCACGACGCGUGGAUGCGGCACGGGCUGCUCACGACGCGCCUGCGCAACUUCCGGCCCGGCGCGAGCAACUUCUCGCUCACAGCGGAGGAGGUGGAGCUGCUCGGGCUGGCGAGCGGCCUCGACGCGCCGCUGAGCUCGCGGCCGCUCGCCGAGGAGCGCGUGUGGGUGACGCCGGCGGCGCAGCACGUCUUCCGCGACAGCGACGCGCAGUACCGCAUGCACAUCGACCAGCUCAUGCCCACGUGGAAGAUCUUCAUCUUCCUCGAGCCGGUGACCCUCGAGCGCGGCCCCUUCCACUACGUGCGCGGCUCGCACGCCGCCUCCCUCCGCAAGCUGCGCUGGCUCUUCGAGCGGACGAACGUCUCGUCGGACAAGCGCGCCGAGUGCUCGCCGCGCCACGUCGCGCGCUCGCAGUGGUGCUCCUCGAGCCCCGAGUGCCUGCGCCGCGUCUUCCGUGCGCAGCAGCACGACCUCAAGCGGCACGGCUUCCACGCCACCGAGCCCCUCACCGUCGACGCGGGCACCCUCGUCCUCGCCGACACCUCCGGCUUCCACUCCCGCGGCCUCGGGCCCGCCGGGCAGCGGCGCACGCUCAUGGGCGCGGUGCAGACGCUCGACCGCCCGCAGUCGAGCCUCUCCAUCUUCCAGAUUCCGCGCCGCCCGCUCCUCGCCGACGGGCUCGAGGGGCGGCUGAGGCCGAAUCCGCAGUCGCUCGCGCACCGCUGCCCCCAACGAGGGCUAUACAGUUAG
Messenger RNA from Emiliania huxleyi CCMP1516, 1050 nucleotides. RefSeq lists its product as hypothetical. The coding region runs from base 1 to 1050 and encodes 349 amino acids. NCBI's taxonomy places the organism in Eukaryota, Haptophyta, Isochrysidales, Noelaerhabdaceae. The transcript has a single exon. The record is from RefSeq and is a predicted model, not a curated record.